This is a messenger RNA of Nannospalax galili (Upper Galilee mountains blind mole rat), 1127 nucleotides long. RefSeq names its product phospholipid transfer protein-like. The record is from RefSeq and is a predicted model, not a curated record. NCBI's taxonomy places the organism in Eukaryota, Metazoa, Chordata, Mammalia, Rodentia, Spalacidae. The coding region runs from base 257 to 658 and encodes 133 amino acids. Gene Ontology annotation, molecular function: phosphatidic acid transfer activity; phosphatidylcholine intramembrane carrier activity; phosphatidylethanolamine transfer activity. The transcript has 2 exons. Gene Ontology annotation, biological process: phospholipid transport; high-density lipoprotein particle remodeling; ceramide transport.
AUGCAAGAGGCUGAGGCAGGAUUGUCAUGAAUUUGAGACCAGGGAUGGGAGAAGGUUGAAAGUCUACCUAGCCCCAAAUGGCCAUUAUGAAUAUGUAAAAACAGUGGCUGUGAUCACUGCUGCCCAGUGUUCAAGGCCACUCCGACUCCUCUUUUCCUGGUCCUCCCACCACACUCCUGAUGCCCUCAUUUCCUUGUAUGUCUUUUGAGAGAUGAGUCUGUGAACCUCACCAGAGCAGCCAUGGGGUCCAGUUCCCAUGGUCCCUGACUGCACCUACCACAGCCCACAGCGUCAGGAGACAGUGCAGUCUGCCUUGACUCUGACAUUGGGUUCCCAAUCUCAGGGAGCAUUCUACCCGCUGGGCGAGGGGAACUGGAGCCUCCUCAACAGGGCAGUGGAGCCCCAGCUGCAGGAGGAGGAGCGGAUGGUGUAUGUGGGCUUCUCUGAGUUCUUCUUUGACUCUGCCAUGGAGAGCUAUUUCCGGGCCGGGGCCCUGCAGCUGACGCUGGUGGGGGACAAGUUACCCUGUUCAGGUGCCACAGGAUCUGGACAUGCUGUUGAGGGCCACCUACUUUGGGAGCAUCAUUCUCCUGGUGAGUAUUGGCUAGAGGUGGGGUUGUGGCCAGGGCUGGGGGUCACCCCACCUACACAACAGUGAGGCAAUAGGUGGCGGUCUCUUGUGGCCAUCGAGGAGACAGAAGGCUGGCCUCUUGUCUAUGCCAAGUUUCUUUACCUUGCCAAGGCUAUUUCCCACUCUGUGAAGGAGGAUUGCCUCUUCCUGCCCUGUCUCCUUCACAGAGCAGCCAUGAGGUUGGGAGAGAUUCCAAGCCUUCCAAGUAUAGGGGCCUUUGGAAUGAUUAGUAUACUUUUACUUAUCUUUAUUUAAUGGGAGAGGAAAGAAGGAAUAAAGCAUUUAAAAACAGGAGACGAGGGACAUAGCUUAGUUGGUAGAGUACUUGCUUACUACAUAUGGAGCCCUGGGUUUCAUUCCCAGGACUGUGGGAAUGUGACUCAGACCAAUAAUCCAACACUUGGUUGGGAGAAUCAGGAGAAUCAAGAAUUCAUGGACAUCCUCAGCUACAUAGACAAUUUGAGGCCAGCCUGGGAUUUUAGUUGGUGUUUUUGAG